AUGGACAGGAUCAGUGGAUUAUGUGAUGAAUUGCUAGUGAAAAUAUUGCUAUUGCUUCCAACAAAAGUUGCCGUAUCCACUAGCGUUUUAUCAAAACGAUGGGAGCGUCUCUGGAUGUGGAUGCCAAAACUUGAUUACGAUGAUCAAUCCUAUUCAGAGCCUGAGUGCAAGAAUUUACGGUGUUUCCUUGUCCGAAGUCUGCCACUACACAUAGCUCCGGUCAUAGAAAGCUUGCGUCUCAAGUUAAGUAAUUCGCAUUUUACACCUGAGGUCAUCGAAUUGUUGGUCUCUGUUGCUGUUUCUCGUUACGUACGUGAGCUGGAUAUAUCUUAUUCUCAUCAUCCGAAAGUUUCAAACAUGCUGCCGAGCAACUUGUUCACAUGCAAAUCGCUUGUGAUUUUGAAACUCGAUGACGAGAUUCUCUUGGAUGUUCCUCGUGUGGCAUGUCUUCCAUCUCUGAAAACUUUGCAACUUCAAAGAGUGACAUACUCCAGUGAAGAGUCUCUUCAACGACUGCUAUCUUCUUGCCCUGUUCUUGAAGAAUUGUUGGUGGAACUAAACGAUGAUGAUGACUAUAUGGUCAAAUUUACCAUCAUUGUUCCAUCUUUACAGAGUUUAUCACUAUACAUACCAUAUCUUUAUGUUAUAUAUGGGUAUGUGAUAAAAACUCCUUCUUUAAAGUACUUCAAACUUAAGGAUCAUAACAGCAAAAGUCACUACUGUUUGGUGGAGAAUAUGCCUAACCUGAUCGAGGCAUAUGUGGAUGUUGAAUUUCCUGAUAUCAAGAGUCUUGUUGGAUCAAUCAAAUCUGCCAAGCGUCUUGAAAUAUGUUCAGAGGCUAUGUAUGAUGAAGGAAUUGUAUUCCGCCAGCUUGAGCAUUUGAAGGUGUGUAGAUGCAAAGAGUGUGCGUCGAGUCUACUUGUCCGGCUUCUUAAAGAUUCUCCUAAGUUACGAGAACUAGACCAUUACGAAAUGAUUGAUCAUUACUAUAAUGGUACGAUUUUCUGGAAUCAGCCAAGCACUGUUCCUGAAUGCAUGUUGUCGAGUCUGCGAGUUUUCAACUGGUCGGCAUACACAGGAGUACCAGAAGAGAAAGAUCUUGCGAUUUAUAUCUUGAAGAAUGCCAACCGCUUGGAGACUAUGACAAUCUCGUUUGAUGAAUGUGAUAUUCCAGAAGCUGAGAUGAUAAAGGAGUUGGAACUUCCUUCCAGAGCUUCGAAAACAUGCCAACUCAUAUUUGAUUGA
This is a messenger RNA of Microthlaspi erraticum, 1245 nucleotides long. The record is from the annotation of a GenBank genome assembly. Lineage: Eukaryota; Viridiplantae; Streptophyta; Magnoliopsida; Brassicales; Brassicaceae.